This is a messenger RNA of Haliotis rufescens (red abalone), 2747 nucleotides long. Its product is annotated as SET and MYND domain-containing protein 4-like. The record is from RefSeq and is a predicted model, not a curated record. The transcript has 17 exons. The coding region runs from base 11 to 2227 and encodes 738 amino acids. Gene Ontology annotation, molecular function: protein binding. Lineage: Eukaryota; Metazoa; Mollusca; Gastropoda; Lepetellida; Haliotidae.
UGCCUCAGCAAUGGCGUCAAACUUUGGAAAUUGGCAAUGUGCUAUCGAUAGUUUGACAAAGACAGCCAAAAGUGACGGAUGCCUGAAGUCCUUUAUUGAUUUGGAUAGCAACUACAAACGAAUCGAAUUCAUUCACAAGCAAAACAUCAUAAACAACAUAGCAUGGCUGCCUCUGUACUGGGGCAACUGUCACAACAUGCACAGAAAGUCCACAGAAAAGGCAGUACGCUACCGUGAUGAUGGCAACAAGUACUUCCAGCAGAAGAUGUACAAACGUGCCACUGAAUGUUACACAAAGAGCAUCCAGCAUGCUUCCAUGGCAGAACCGCAACAGAACCCGGCUUUUGCUCUUGGUCUAGGGAAUAGAUCUGCUGCGCUCUUCCACCUCAAACAAUAUCAGGCAUGUUUAGGAGACAUCACAAUGGCCUUGACCUGUGGUUGUCCACAAGCCACUGCUGACAAGCUGCAGAUGAGGAAGAUUCACUGCCUGGUCAAUCUGGGGCAUGGACAGGAAGCUCAGCAAGUCAUUAGAGACUUGAUGAAACACCUGGCCGAUCAUAAAGACACUGAGAAGAAGGUGAAAGGUAAAUUAGAAGAUGACAUAGCCACUCUGCAACUUAAGCUGAGCCAGAACCGACUGGGGGACACUGAUGGGGAGUCCGAGAUACAGCUGCCCCAGCUGUUCCAGGGGGCAAGUGAAGUCAUCACACAAGCUUCUACAGCUAUGGAAAUGAAGCACACAUGCAGCCAAGGACGGCAUUUCGUUGCCAAGCAAGCCAUCCCUGCGGGUGCCACCCUGAUUGUGGAGCGUCCAUAUGCAGCAGUGCUCCUGCGUGACCACCACCACUCUAACUGCCACCAUUGCUUCAAGGUCCUCUCACUGGCGCCAACACCAUGUAUGGAGUGCUGUGUGGUGUUGUACUGCAGUGUAGAGUGUCGUGACACUGCCUGGACCAUGUACCACAGCACUGAAUGCCAGUACCAAGACCUUCUCUCCUCUGUUGGCAUUGCUCACUUGAGUUUGAGAAUCAUACUGACGACAGGUCUCAAGUUUCUCCUGGCUUUCAGUACCCCAGACAGAGACAGUGUUAUACGAGGUCUGACAGGAGGGCAGAAGUACCAGCGGGACUACCACGCCAUGUAUGAUCUGUUGACUCACGAACAGGACAUUGAAGCCGAGGACUUGUUCCAGUACUCCUUGACAGCAUACUUACUUAUCCGGGUAUUGGUUGAUGCGGGGUGGUUCCCUCACGGCGCUCCCCGGGCGGACCAGCUGACCGACAACAUGAUGUGUAUAGGCAGCUGUCUGCUGCGGCACAUCCUGCAGCUGGUGUGCAACGCACACGCCAUUACGGAGCUGCAGGUGUCUCAAGUUGCUGACAGUGACCUGGUGGACAGUAAGAGCCAGGUCCGUGUGGCCACAGCAAUAUAUCCCACAGCAAGCUUGAUGAACCACUCGUGCGAUCCAACCAUCAUCUCAAGCUUUCAGGGAGACAUGCUGGUCGUGAGGGCAGUCAAGGACGUAGCUGCGGGUCAGGAGAUCUUCAGCUGUUACGGGCCCCACUGCAAGCGUAUGUGCCGUGGAGAGAGACAACAGGCCCUCAGUAGCCAGUACUUCUUCCACUGUCAGUGUCAGGCUUGUGUUGAGGACCAGCCGUCAGUACAGCAAGACGGGUUACAGGUCCUGACGUGUCCAGCUUGUAGAGUGGAGCUGGUCAGUGCCUCGACUCCAUGUCCAGUCUGCCACUACAACAGUGAGAGGCUGGUCUCCGACACCGGACAGGCUGACCACCUCUUCCAACAAGGGCUUGACCGGCUCCAACAGAUGGAUAUUGCAGGUGCUAUAGUGAGUUUCACACAGUGUGUUGAACUGAGGGAGAGAUGCAUGGACAGGCACCAGACACCUCUCUGUGAGGCCCGGGAUUGUCUGGCUAGAUCUUAUGCAAUGACAGGUCAGUUCAGCAGCGCAGCCAAGUACCUUCAGCUGAACCUGUCUGCCUCGGAGCUGAAGUACGGGCACUCCAGCAUAGAGCUUGGCUAUGAGCUGCAGAAGCUAGCACAGGUGCUCUUCAAUGAUAAACAAAUUGGCAAAGCACUCACUGUCAUAGAUAGAGCUCUCACUAUACUCACCAUUCACUUUGGGAAGAACUCUGGUAAUAAAGACAUGGAGGAGCUGGUGCAGAUGAAGUCAUGUCUGGUACAGUACCAAGCCACUACAGACACAUGAUGACGGGAAGAUUAAUAUGAACACAAUCUACUGGGCAGCGGGGCCGGCCAGUUUGUAUAGAACUGAGCCUCUCUGAUGAACUACUGUAUACAAGGACAUGUUUUUGUCACCAUAGACAGACCCAUCAGGCGUGCUGGACCUUCCCUUCUGUCUGAUAUGGAUCAAUGACCAGGUCCUAGGUUGACCUCUGCAUGAUAAACAUGUUGAUGUGAAGCUUGAGGAUGAGAACAUGUUUGUCAGUGUUUUUUGUCAGUGGUUCCAUGGAGUUGGGAAGAUGUUUGGAAUGAAAGAUGAGAACAUGUUUGUCAGUGGUUCCAUAGAGUUGGGAAGAUGUUUGGCAUAAAAGAUGAGAACAUGUUUGUCAGUGGUUACAUGGAGAUGGGAAGAUGUUUGGAAUGAAAGAUGAGAACAUGUUUGUCAGAGGCUCCAAGAUCUUUGACAAAUAACAAACAUUUUAUUUACAUGAUCCUGUGGAUUGGGUGAUUUUACAACACAGAAAUAAAUAAUGGAGUAUUCACAA